Molecule: messenger RNA, 685 nt
Organism: Rubroshorea leprosula
Lineage: Eukaryota; Viridiplantae; Streptophyta; Magnoliopsida; Malvales; Dipterocarpaceae
Source: the annotation of a GenBank genome assembly
GAAAUUAAUUGCUUUCCGAUUCAGAAUUCAAUGGCUCGGUUUAUCUUUCUUUUCCUUGCCUCUCUCAUUCUGAUCACUAAUGUUACCAUUAUUAGCAUUUGCAAUGGCAACUCUAUUCAUGCGGUCUGCAUUGAGAGCGAGAAAAAAGCCCUUUUGAAGUUCAAGCAAGGUAUCGUGGAUCGCACCAACCGACUGGCCUCUUGGGUUUCCAAUGGAUAUUGUUGUAGAUGGACGGGAAUUGUCUGCGACAACAUGACUGGUCACGUCAUUGAACUCCACCUCAUAACUAAUCCUAUAUGGGAGGUCGAUUAUGAGGUUGAUGAGGCUGAUGAGAGAUCAAUGCUGGGUGGUAAGAUAAGUCCUUCUCUGCUCCAUUUGAAGCAUUUGAGUUAUUUGGAUCUCAGCAACAAUGAUUUUGGAGGAAUUCACAUUCCCAAGUUUUUUGGUUCUUUGGGGAGUUUACGAUAACCUCUCCUAGGCAAAUUUUGGAGGGAAGGUUCCUCACCAUCUUGGGAAUCUCUCUAAUCUGAAAUAUCUUAAUCUUGGGAAUAAUUAUUAUAACAUGUAUGUUGAGAAUCUCCACUGGUUGUCUUGUCUUUCUUCAUUUGAGUAUCUUGAUUUGAGUUCUGUGAGCCCUAGCCAAGCAUCCAAUUGGUUUCAAGCAUUUAGGGUCUGUUUGACUCAG